CUGGCACACACGCUCUCAUCACUAUGUCAGAUCAAUUCGAGCUCGCAUCGCCACCUUUCGACACACCCUCAUGCCUUCGAUUUUCACCAACCAACCCAGACCUCCUCUUGACCUCGGCAUGGGACACUUCGCUUCGGCUAUACGACAUCCAGACGAACACACAACGCUUCAAGUAUGACCAUCGGGCUGCGGUGCUUGCAUGCACGUGGGGGUCGGACACAACGAAGGCGUAUACGGGUGGGCUGGAUACGGGCGUUCGGGAACUCGACCUUGUCACGGAAAAGGCGACCCACUGGGGCCAACACGACAACGCAGUAUCCAGUAUGGUGUACGCGCGGGACAUGAGCACUGUUAUCACUGGCUCGUGGGACGAAAGUCUGCGUUUCUGGGACCUACGUUCAGCCCCAACGGGAUCCCCAAGUUCAACGCACUCCGUUCCAGAGCGCGUAUACCACCUCGACAUAUCCGGGAACAACCUCGUAGUUGGUAUGGCGAGCCGCUUGUUCCACAUUUACGACAUCAGAAACAUGAGCACGCCCGCGCAGACGAGGGAAAGCAGUCUCAAGUUCAUGACGCGGAGCUUGGCGUGUAUGGCUGAUGGACAAGGAUAUGCGAUCGGCUCGGUGGAGGGGCGUAUUGGAGUAGAGUACUUCGACCCGUCGCCAGCAGUCCAGGAGCAGAAGUACGCAUUCAAGUGCCACCGGCAGACAAUCGAGGACGUCGACCACGUCUGGCCCGUCAACGCGCUUGCGUUCCAUCCUGUUCACAACACCUUCGCGUCCGCUGGCUCUGACGGCACAAUCUCGAUCUGGGACCACAAGCUCAAGAAGCGCCUUCGUCAGUAUCCCAAAUACCAGACGCCCGUUGCCGCUAUUGCAUUCAACUGCGACGGCACACGGCUUGCCGUCGGCCUUGGGUAUACGUGGGACGACGGGGAGAAUGGUGCGCGGAGCGGUGUGCUUCCGGCGCUCUGGAUCAGGAAGGUUGGAGAUGAGGUCAAGCCUCGCCAAGCGGCAUAAUGCUGCAAGGCAGAGUAACGGCGCUCGCUCUUUAAGCGUCGUUUGUUCUUUGUACAAUGCUGUGGUCUACUCGAUGGGCUCUUCUGUUAUUGUGAGGAAAGAACGAUGGAUUUGUCCACCAGUGAGGUGGCUUCUACAAAAUAUUUUAGUGGUCUUACUCUGUUUUAGUGUCGUUCAAUGAAACUUUUCUCUUGCAUCCCGACUAUAUGCGGGCGAUUUGGC
Molecule: messenger RNA, 1241 nt
Organism: Coniophora puteana RWD-64-598 SS2
Lineage: Eukaryota; Fungi; Basidiomycota; Agaricomycetes; Boletales; Coniophoraceae
Product: WD40 repeat-like protein
Exons: 7
Coding region: 24-1019 (331 amino acids)
Biological process (GO): mitotic spindle assembly checkpoint signaling
Cellular component (GO): bub1-bub3 complex; mitotic checkpoint complex; kinetochore
Molecular function (GO): ubiquitin binding
Source: RefSeq, a predicted model, not a curated record